Messenger RNA from Papilio polytes (common Mormon), 484 nucleotides. Its product is annotated as major prion protein-like. The record is from RefSeq and is a predicted model, not a curated record. Lineage: Eukaryota; Metazoa; Arthropoda; Insecta; Lepidoptera; Papilionidae. The transcript is spliced from 2 exons. Bases 55 to 357 code for a protein of 100 amino acids.
UUGCUGCACCGCGUGUAAGCCAGAGCAGAUCACAUCUAAAAAUUGUAUAAAUAGAUGUCCAUCGACAGCAACCACAAGCAUUGUGUAAGGAAUCUUGCCAAGAUGAAGACUAUUCUAUUCUUUGCGCUGCUGAUGUGCAUUUAUUUGUCCUGCACCUGGGCGCUACCACAACCUGGUAAUGCCGAAGAGCUGCAGCCAUCUGAGUCGAGGUGGGGUGGAGGUUGGGGCCGAGGUGGUGGCUAUGGAGGUGGAUGGGGAGGCGGAGGAGGUUGGGGACACGGAGGUGGCUGGGGACACGGAGGUGGCUGGGGCCAUGGCGGAGGUCGCGGGUACGGAGGUCACGGCUGGGGAAGAUAAAAUAUACGUCGACAUAAAACGCGAAAAUUUAUAUCCGAUAAUUAUUGACGAAAUUGUAUAAAAUUCUUCCGCAACAAUAUUAUAAUCUGUGAUUUGUUUUUAAUUCUAAAUAAAAAUUUGAAAUAAC